AUGGAGAGUUGUUCUGCUGCCUCAACACCUAUGACUUCCUCGAUGAAGCUUGACAAAGAUGAAGAUGGUCAAAGUGUUGACAUCAUUGCCUAUCAUGGGAUCAUCCGUUCUUUGCUCUAUCUAAUAGCAAGCAGGCAAGACAUCCUUUUCAUCAUUGGUGUUUGUGGGAGAUUUCAGGAUAAUCCUAAACAAUCUCACUAUGUAGCUGCUAAAAGAAUUUUGAAAUAUCUUAAGGGCACUCAAAAUAUGAGACUGUGGUAUCUGAAGGAUUCCAGUUUCAAUUUGAUAAGCUACUCUGAUGAAGAUUAUGCAGGUUGUAAUGUGGACAGGAAGAGUACCAGCGGAAUAUGUCAAUUUCUUGGUGACCGUCUUGUCUCCUAG
Impatiens glandulifera is the source of this 381-nucleotide messenger RNA. RefSeq lists its product as uncharacterized. The transcript has a single exon. Lineage: Eukaryota; Viridiplantae; Streptophyta; Magnoliopsida; Ericales; Balsaminaceae. The record is from RefSeq and is a predicted model, not a curated record. The coding region runs from base 1 to 381 and encodes 126 amino acids.